UAUAAAAGGAAAAUUGCAGGAGCUCGGGGCCUAUGUUGAUGAAGAGCUCCCUGAUUAUAUUAUGGUUAUGGUGGCCAAUAAGAAGAGUCAGGAGCAGAUGACAGAAGACCUUUCCCUUUUCCUUGGAAAUAAUACAGUCAGGUUUACAGUCUGGCUCCAUGGUGUUUUGGAUAAGCUGCGAUCUGUGACUACGGAACCAACUAGUGUAAAAUUGUCAGAAUCCAGUAUCUUUGAGAGCAACCUUCCUUCCAGCAAAAGCAGUUCCUGUGUGAGUGAUGAGAGGAGGCGUGAGGAUGUCUUGCCACCUCUUGCAGUUUCCAGCACUCGGACUGAAAGAAGUGACUCAAGAGUUUCAACUAGCUCACAGGAGCAAAGGAACAACGCUUCACGGCAGUCUUCUGAAGAUGGUUCUGCAUCCCGCUUAACAUCUACAGUCAAGCCUUUGAGGGAAUUAUCACCUUCUGAAGCUGUAAUUGACAUUAAACCUGAACCAGAUGAUCUAAUCGAUGAAGACCUAAACUUCGUGCAGGAGAAUCCUUUGUCACGGAAGAAACCUAUUGUAACUGUAACUUACGGUUCUUCUCGUCCUUCUGCUGAAAUCUACCGACCGCCAGCUAGCAGGAGUGCCGAUGGCACUGUACACAUGCACAGAUUGUCACAACAGGGCAGCUUACAGGGGAGCCGGCAGUUAGAUGCGCAGAGCUGCAGGUCUUUGGAAAGCGGCCAGCCCUGCGAUCCAGAAGCGUUUGGCAGCUUAGCAGAAAGUUACAAACCCACCUCCAAACUUAGUGCCGAUAAAGCAGGCGGUGAGGAAGAAACCUUCAGGAAGAGACGGUUGCCUGUUGUAAGCUCAGUAGUGAAAGUGAAAAAGUUCUGUAAUGAAGGGGAAGAUGAUGACGAUGAGGAAGACUAUGGAUUGCGAACAGGAAGCAUCUCGAGCAGUGUGUCUGUGCCUGCAAAGCCAGAAAGAAGGCCUUCAUUGCCACCUUCAAAACAGGCCAAUAAGAAUUUAAUACUGAAAGCAAUCUCUGAAGCACAGGAGUCAGUUACAAAAACAACCAAUUAUUGCACUGUUCCACAGAAACAGACUGUUCCAGUUGCACCAAGAACUCGAAUUAGCCCAGAAGAAACUCAUUUAGAAGUAAUCCAUGUGCAAAACAGACUGCCUGCUCUGAGUUCUCAACUUCAAGUAGAAGAGCUGAAGGAGCAGACAGCUGAAGGAAUUCAAGGACCUGAACCAAAGGAGCUCUCUUCUCGGCUCCAGAUCGAUCCUGUGAUUGAAGAUGCUUUGCAGUUGACUCAAGAUUACUAUGAUGCAGAAUCUAUGGUCCAUACAGAUACCAGGUCAUUUAUCCUGAAGAAACCCAAGUUAUCUGAGGAAAUAAUGCCACAGAAUCAGCAACUUGGAAAGAGGGCUACAGAAGCAGUUCGAGUACUCUCGGGUCGUCUGAUACAGACACGAGACCAGCUCGCACAGCCAGAGAAACCUGCCAGUCCCAAGUUCAUUGUGACGCUGGAUGGUGUGCCCAGUCCGCCAGGAUACCUUUCUGAUCAAGAAGAGGAAGAGAUGUGUCUAACUGAAGGAUUAAAGCCAGUUACCCAAAAUGUGUGUGCAGGCAAAGGAUUGAAAGGCCUUCGAGCACAGCAGAUGCAAAUUGUAACCAGGCAGCUAGAGAGCUGUGAUGUGGAAAUGGAAGAGAUAAAUGUGAUGCAAAAACAGGAGAAGGUGCUUGAGCGCUGCAAGUACUGGCCUGCCUGUAAAAAUGGAGACGAAUGUGUGUACCAUCACCCCACACUACCUUGCAAAGUUUUUCCUAACUGCAAAUUUGCUGACAAAUGCUUGUUCAUCCAUCCCAACUGUAAAUACGAUGCAAAGUGCACUAAGCCAGACUGUCCUUAUACUCACGCCAGUCGCCGAACCCCACAUCCAUCUUCUAAGCCAGCACCGCUCCCCACACCAUCUAUAGCCUCCAGUGGUCCGCUGUGCAAGUUUUUUCCUGCUUGUAAGAAAAUGGAGUGUCCAUUUUAUCACCCCAAACAUUGCAGAUUUAAUACCCAGUGUACGAGACCAGACUGCACUUUUUACCACCCAACUAUUGCCGUACCUCCACGCCACGCCUUGAAGUGGACUCGAACUCAAACCAGUGAAUGAUUAUGAUACAACUAGGGACUGAACUUUGCCUCCUUCAGACAGCAGCGGAAAGAAAGAUGAACCACGAGGAGCACAGGAUGUUAGAAAAAAUUCAUGCAGUUUGAACUUUUAAUAUACGUUGUUUUCAUAAAAUGAAGUUGAUUGCCUACUUGAAAUGUCUCUAAUUUUCCAAGUUUGUAAGUCUGAGCAAUUUUACAUUUUUUUUUACACUGUAAGAAGAAAAUGUCUGUGUGAGAAAAGUUUUUCUUUAAAUUCCAUUAAAAACUUUCAAAGCA
This is a messenger RNA of Apaloderma vittatum (bar-tailed trogon), 2427 nucleotides long. RefSeq names its product zinc finger CCCH-type containing 14 (gene ZC3H14). Gene Ontology annotation, biological process: regulation of mRNA stability. Gene Ontology annotation, molecular function: metal ion binding; poly(A) binding. The record is from RefSeq and is a predicted model, not a curated record. The transcript is spliced from 16 exons. NCBI's taxonomy places the organism in Eukaryota, Metazoa, Chordata, Aves, Trogoniformes, Trogonidae. The coding region runs from base 62 to 2152 and encodes 696 amino acids. Gene Ontology annotation, cellular component: nucleus; cytoplasm.